AUGCUUGACAACGGCGGUGAUGUGUCGAUCAAGGAGACCAUGACUCGUGUGCUCGGCGAAGAACUCGCUGUUGACGUGUGGGACGCCGUCGCCGCAGAGCUCCAGCAGGCGGAGCUGCACAUGAUCGUCAACUCGGCCGCCAACGAUACCUACGGCUGGUCGCGCUGCUACGACGAGAUGACCGACGACGACGAGAUGACCGACGCCGCCGCCAUUGUCAACGCCGCCGAUCCCGAUGCUCUUACGGACCCGCGCUUCUUCGACCUGGCCGAUUUUGACUACGCCGACAAGAUUGUAUUUGAGCUGCACACCUACGAUAACUGGAUGACCAACUGCACCUUCUUCCAGAGCAAGCUGUGUAGCCGUGGCUUCCAUGCGCUGGACAUGUCUGCCGAGAACUACCUUGGUGUGUAUGCCCAGUGCCUGAAAGACUUCAUCACCGGCGACAAGCGCAUCGGUGCUGCUAGUCGUAUCGAGGGACCUAUCGGAUGGCUGCAGUGA
Messenger RNA from Verticillium dahliae VdLs.17, 501 nucleotides. RefSeq lists its product as uncharacterized. The coding region runs from base 1 to 501 and encodes 166 amino acids. Lineage: Eukaryota; Fungi; Ascomycota; Sordariomycetes; Glomerellales; Plectosphaerellaceae. The transcript has 4 exons. The record is from RefSeq and is a predicted model, not a curated record.